AUGGGCUCGACGUUUCAAUCCCGGGGUCCGCCCUAUCAGUGCACCCGAAAACCCCAUACUAUACCCCCGUCAACGAUACUGGCGCCGCACUCGAUCCGGGCCCCGAAACGCCCACCCUCUUCCGACGACCCCAAAUUCUCAAUGUUACCCUGA
This is a messenger RNA of Penicillium macrosclerotiorum, 153 nucleotides long. RefSeq lists its product as uncharacterized. The transcript has a single exon. The record is from RefSeq and is a predicted model, not a curated record. The coding region runs from base 1 to 153 and encodes 50 amino acids. NCBI's taxonomy places the organism in Eukaryota, Fungi, Ascomycota, Eurotiomycetes, Eurotiales, Aspergillaceae.